CUCGCUUAUAAUGUCGAUGGCGAUUCAAAAUCUUUUUGAAACACCUUUAACAUGUUCCGUUUUUUACGUAGCAUUAGUUUCUCUUUUACUUGGAUUUUCCAAAGAUCAACAAUUUAACGAGAAUAGCAAAUCCGAUCAGGAGGAAUAUGAUUUUAUUAUAGUGGGUGGUGGUUCUGCUGGUUGUGUAUUGGCGAAUCGUUUAUCAGAAAGACGCGAAUGGAACAUACUUUUAUUGGAGGCAGGAAGAGAAGAACCUGUAUUAGCAGAAAUUCCAGGAUUUGCAUUCACUAUGCGUCAAACAGACAUUGAUUGGAAUUAUCGAACACAACCGACGAAGUUUGCAUGUAUCCGAAACAAAGGAUGUGUUUGGCCUCGUGGACGAGUGAUGGGCGGUUCUAGUACACUUAAUUACAUGAUAUACGUUAGAGGAAAUCGUGACGACUAUGAUUCUUGGGCUAGAAUGGGAAACUUAGGUUGGAGUUACAAUGAAGUUUUACCCUAUUUUAAAAGAUCGGAGGACAACAGAGAUCCCGACAUUGUGGCGCAGAACUCCAAUUAUCACAGUACCGGAGGUUAUCAGCAAGUUCAACGCUUCAAUUACAAGGAUCAGCCAACAAAAAUUUUAUUCAAAGCAUUCUUAGAACUUGGAUUUAAUGAGACAGACAUCAAUGGAGAACAUCAAAUAGGCGUCGCGCAUUUGCAAGCAACAUCAAUCAAUGGUUCUCGUGUCAGUACAAAUCGAGCGUUCAUCCGACCAAUUAGAGAAAGUAGACUAAACUUAUUUGUUAAAAGUGAAUCGUACGUAACAAGAGUUUUAAUAGAUCCAGGCUCAAAAAGAGCUACAGGUGUUGAAUACACACACAUACCAACCGGAAAGAGUGUCACUGUUUAUGCACGAAAAGAAGUCAUUGUAUCCUCGGGCACUGUGAAUUCACCAAAAUUACUAAUGCUCUCUGGUGUUGGUCCCAGGGAUGAACUUGAAAAGCACAAUAUUCCUGUCAUUAGAGAUCUACCAGUGGGCAAUAAUUUACACGAUCAUGUCUCAUUUCAAGGACUUUUUGUCCAAAUUAAUCCCGAUAUGGUUAAUAAUCCAAAGUGUGAAAAGAGAAUAAAUGAUCUGACUCAUUAUCUAACAACUAAUGAUGGACCACUAUCAUCGACAAGCAUAACAUCAGUUUCCGCAUUUGUUCGCACCAAAUACGAAAAAAGACGUGAAUUACCGGACAUACAAUUUCAAUUCGGUAAUUUUGGUGUGUCACCUUAUUUCGAAGUGUUCGCCAUUCUUCCUGUUCUUUUACAACCAAAAAGUAAGGGUUUUGUGAGAUUAAAUUUUACCGAUUUAAUAUGGGGCGAUCCGAUAAUUCAGCCCAACUACUUCGCGGAGGAUAUUGAUGUUAAACGAAUGGUUGAAGGAAUACGAAUUGGUCUCGAGUUAUUUCGAACGACGGCUUUUACGCAAAAUCAGUUUCAAUUGGUGAUGAAGGCAAUGCCACCUUGCGAUAAAAUUGAGUACAAUACUGAUGAAUAUUGGAUUUGUAUUAUUCGACAAUAUACGGAUACAUUCUAUCAUCCAGUGGGUACGUGCAAAAUGGGACCAUCUGAUGAUCCAGGCGCUGUUGUUGAUGCUAAUUUAAGGGUCUAUGGAAUUCAAGGCCUAAGGGUUAUUGACGCAUCGAUUAUGCCAAUUGUUCCAAGAGGUAAUACAAAUGCACCGACAAUUAUGGUUGCCGAGAAGGCGAGUGAUAUGAUAAAAAAGGAUUGGAUACAAACUGGAUGGUGGAGUUCGAUUCAAAAUUAAAUUAUUUCUUACAAAAAUUAGAACGAGAAUGUGAAAAUAAUAAAAAAUUUCAAGACUGUAGGAAGUGUUUAAUUAUUUUUGCCCACUUGUUACAUAU
This is a messenger RNA of Leptopilina heterotoma, 1895 nucleotides long. RefSeq names its product glucose dehydrogenase [FAD, quinone]-like. Gene Ontology annotation, molecular function: oxidoreductase activity, acting on CH-OH group of donors; flavin adenine dinucleotide binding. The record is from RefSeq and is a predicted model, not a curated record. The transcript has 5 exons. Lineage: Eukaryota; Metazoa; Arthropoda; Insecta; Hymenoptera; Figitidae. Bases 11 to 1798 code for a protein of 595 amino acids.